This is a messenger RNA of Hylaeus anthracinus, 620 nucleotides long. RefSeq names its product NADH dehydrogenase [ubiquinone] 1 alpha subcomplex subunit 5 (gene ND-13B). The transcript is spliced from 3 exons. Bases 99 to 455 code for a protein of 118 amino acids. NCBI's taxonomy places the organism in Eukaryota, Metazoa, Arthropoda, Insecta, Hymenoptera, Colletidae. Gene Ontology annotation, biological process: respiratory electron transport chain. The record is from RefSeq and is a predicted model, not a curated record.
ACUACAAGAAUAUAUUAAUAUUAUUAAACUGUUUUAGCCAUAAAGUUAAACGGUUGUCACAUAAUCAGCUUUCGUGUGAUUGUACAAUACUCUCGAUCAUGGCGAGAGUAUUAAAAAAGACAACAGGAUUAGCAGGUCUUGCUGUAUCGGAAUAUCCUCAUCGCGAACUUGCUAAGGCGUACAAAAAAAUUUUGGCUGUUUUGGCAACCAUUCCAGCACAAUCUGCUUACAGGAAACACACUGAAAAACUUGUCAAAGAGCGAAGUGCUAUCGUAAAAGAGAAUCCAGAUGUAGCUACCAUAGAACAAAAGAUAGGUUGCGGCCAAGUGGAAGAGCUUAUACAACAAGCAAAGAAUGAAUUAACUCUAGCGGAGAAGAUGGUAAAUUGGAAACCAUGGGAAAGUUUGAUAGAAGAACCUCCAAAGCACCAAUGGACCUGGCCUCCUUACAAAUAGUUUGGAACUCGACACUCAUCACUGUAACUUGUACAUAGCACUAAACAAACAAAUUGCCAUUUGUUUAGAGAAUAUACUGUAGAUUAAAAUAUACAUUGUAAUCAUUACGUCUAUUUAUUUAUAAUAGGCGUAAUAAGUCAAAUAGGAAAUAAAUAUAGAACUUUU